Molecule: messenger RNA, 2532 nt
Organism: Malassezia globosa CBS 7966
Lineage: Eukaryota; Fungi; Basidiomycota; Malasseziomycetes; Malasseziales; Malasseziaceae
Exons: 1
Coding region: 1-2532 (843 amino acids)
Biological process (GO): protein transport to vacuole involved in ubiquitin-dependent protein catabolic process via the multivesicular body sorting pathway
Cellular component (GO): endosome
Molecular function (GO): protein binding
Source: RefSeq, a predicted model, not a curated record
AUGCAGUCGCCACUGCUAGCGCUGCCGACAAAAGAGACGCGCGAUGUCGAUCUGGUCAAGCCCAUGUCGCACUUGAUUGUCAAAAACUAUGAGCAAGAUCCUGCGACGUUUGCCGAUGAACUGCACGGAAUUGCACAAGUCAGACAGGAUGCGACCGGUCGCGCAAGUACUGAGACCACGGGUCGAGAUCUCCUGUUUCGUUACUUUCACAUUAUCGAGAUGUUGGAGCUCCGGUUUCCUGAACUAGAAGUUCCAUUUACGUGGCUCGACUCAUUCUCACAUGACCAGGUCGAACAAACAGCACUGGCAUAUGAAAAAGCAUGUGUUUUAUUUAACACGGCCGCACGCAUCACGCAUGUAUCUGCACAGUUCAAUCGAAGUGAUGCGAACACAGACGGACUCAAGCGUGCGUACACUGGAUUUCGACAAGCUGCUGGUCUGCUUCAGUAUGUCAAAGACAGCUUUUUGUAUGCACCCAGUGAUGAUAUGAAGGGCCCAUCCUUGGAGUCUUUGGUCAAGCUGAUGCUUGCUCAAGCCUCGGAAAUCUUUCUGGAAAAGACGAUUCACGACAAGAAGGGCGACGGUCUUGUAUCAAAGCUGGCCUGUCACACAGCUACAUCCUAUGCGUCAUUGUUAACAGAAUGGAAUGACGAAGCAUGCACGGUUCGCGUACCAUAUAUGUGGCAUCAACUUGUGGAGUGUAAGUCGAACCACUUUACCUCUGUUGCACAUAUGUAUCGAGCGAAAGCGGAUCGAGCUGCUGGAAAGCAUGGUGACGCCCUUGCUCGUUAUCGCUAUGCUGAAGUGAAAGCGCGUCUUGCUGUUAGUCAAGCAACACUCGAUACUUGGUCAUUGGCGACGUACCUUCGACCGACGCUACCUGUUGACGCGACUGCUGCUCUGAAACAUUUGGCGCAAGUGCAAUUGACCAACGCUGGCGAAGCCUGCCGAGAAGCUGAGCGCGACAAUGACGUCGUGUAUCAUGAGCGAGCACCCGAUGUCGAUACGCUGCCACCUUUGGACCAGACAUCCGUUGCUACAGCGAUCCCCAUUCGGGAAAUAUUUUCACAGUCUGAAGUACAGAAAGUGCUUGGUGCUGAUGUGCUACCCAGCCUCGUGCCUCUUAGUGUGCUACAAAACACAUCCGUGUACACCGAAGAACAGGCCAAACUUGUUCGUGCUGAAAGCGCACGCAUCGAUGCUGCGAAUGAGCGCAUCCCUGAAGCUUUUUCAGCGCUCAACCUGCCGGAUUCGCUUGAGCGCUUUGCGUCCUUGGAUGGUGCGCCACUACGGCCCUGCAUCCCAUCAUCGCAAGUUCUUGACAUGUCGGACGAACUUGUCGCAUGCCAAGCAUGUACACGCGUGGAUCGAGUCCUCGAAUCGCUGCCAAAGCGCUCUGCGCCGGUCGUGUCGACACUCGAUGAUGCUCUCGCAGACUUGGACACAGAUGCCCGCGAAUGCGAACGGGGGCGUGUUCAACAUGCAGCUACCUGGACACAGGCACCAACAGCGAGUGUUGCCCGAGCACUUCGGCGGGAUAUCCACGCAGCUCGUGAUGCUCUUGCUACAGCAAAAGAGAAUGAUGUGGGCAUGUCUCGGCUAUGGGAUGAAGUUCGUGAGGACGUCGCCCUUCUUGAGCGUGGAAGGAGCGCGGUGUCUGCUGCGUACGAAGAACGUGCACACGUGUCGCCCUCGAUGGACCUGAUUGAUGCAGAUCUAUCAGAUCCUGAACCGGCUCGGCGACUUUAUGUUGAGCUAAAGGCACACCUGAAUGCACUUGAGCGCAUGCCGUUGGAGCGCCAAGCUAUGUUGCAGGAAUUGAAGCAGCGGGUACGCCAUGACGAUAUCUCACGUACCCUGCUUCUGCAUCGGCGUGUCCAAAACGUGGAACAAACGCUAUUUGCACAGGAGCUGGGGAAAUAUGCGCCUUUGCAGAAGCAAAUCCGUCAUCACAUCACGCUCCAGUCGCAGCGAAUCGAUGUCAUUCGCGAUGCCUUAGAGCGGCUUGCUACGCACCCGGGCGCGGCCGAUGUGCGUCGGCACUGGGAUGCAUCUGAAGGCGCAGCUCGCGACAUGAAUGAACGACUCAGCCGCGCCUACAAUGCAUACACGGACGUCCAACGAGCGGUGGCUCAAGCCCAGGUUUUUUAUGACGACAUGUCAUAUUCGGCCAACCAACUCGCUGCAGCAACGGAGCGUCUUGUUGCGCAGCGCCGUGCAGAGCGUGCCACCUUCUUGUCCUCGGCAGGCCAUGUUUCAAAUGAAGCAUGUGCAACUUCGUCGGCCGCUACCCCCCCAACCACACUAGCCCAGGAUCUCGAGGCGUUGCGUAUGAAUGAAUCCCAUGCCAAACAUCGAGGCGGUGCACCACCGCCCCCACCGCCUCCAAGAUUGUCAUCGUCAUCGUCAUUUACUUCUUCCUUAGCUCAGAGUUUCGGCCGCGCCACUGACCAGGCUCCAACUGGACACACGAUGUCAUCUGACUAUGCAGACAAGAAGCCCGUACCACCGCCUCGACCACCGCGCGUUUAA